AUGGCCACUCCGGAAUCAAGAAGAAUAAGACUUUCUUCUCAAGACUUACAAAAUACACCAAAUGCCAAUGAAGAAGUAGAAACUAAUGUAAUACUAAAAAUUCCAAACGGUUUAUAUUACAAGAAUUUUGAUAAAAUGAGAAAGAAUGAACAAUUAUGUGAUAUAAAAAUCAUUGCCAAAAAUGGUGAAGAAAUAAGGGCUCAUAAAGUUGUUUUGGCAGCCAACAGCAAAUAUUUUAAUAUUAUGUUUAAUAGUCAAUUUAAAGAAUCCAAAGAAUUUGAAAUCGAGAUUCAGGAUUUAGAUCCACAUGCAUUGAGUUUGUUAAUAGACUUUAUUUAUACAUCUGAGUUAGCUGUAAAUGAACAAAAUGUCCAAGAAAUUUUAAAUGGAAUCUGUUUUUUACAAUUGGACGAAACAAUUCGCAGUGAAUGCAUUGAUUAUAUUAAAUCAGGAAUUGAUCCCGCCAAUUGUUUAGGUAUGAAAGAAAUGGCUGAACGCCUUGGAUUAAGAGAUUUUUAUACGUUCUCUUUAAGAUAUGCUUUAGUUCACUUUAGUCAAGUAUACAAAAAAGAAGAAUUUCUGCUGAUUACUUUUGAUCAAAUAUUACAAAUCAUUAAAAGUGAAGAUCUGUGUGCAAAUGAAGAAAACGUAUAUGAAUCUGUAAUGAAAUGGAUCAAGUAUGAUAUAGAAAAUCGGAAUAAACAUUUGCCAGACUUAAUGGAAUAUGUUCAGUCUCGAAAAUUUGCAAAUUACUUUUCAGUUAGAAAUUAA
Macrosiphum euphorbiae (potato aphid) is the source of this 771-nucleotide messenger RNA. The record is from the annotation of a GenBank genome assembly. NCBI's taxonomy places the organism in Eukaryota, Metazoa, Arthropoda, Insecta, Hemiptera, Aphididae.